UGCUUGCUGGGCUUGUUCUUCGCAGGCAGGGGCCACUCGCACUUCCUUCGAAGCUUACUUGCUUGCCAUGGCGGUCUGCACGUUUGCCGCGCCCGUGGGGUUUCAACCCACUGAACUGCGCAGACAGGAGGGCUCAGAAUGCGUCGGAACCUCUGCGGUCACUAAAGCUUUAUCGUUGAAACCCAGCUCUCAUUUGAGAAAUCGAAUUGGGCUACAUAGCAAUGUACGCCUUCUUAGAAGAUGCAGGGCCGAGGCGAAACCCGAUGUGGAAACCUCAAGUGCCAAUAAUUCCGUGCCAUCAUCUAAGGCACCCAUAUUUGUUAACUCUGUUUUAGAAAGACCGCCAGAUUUCGAAGGGGAUAUUGAGCAGCCAGUGCUUGUGGGUGAGGAUGCAGCUGUUUUUAAUGUGAAGUCCCAGAAGGCCACUUCAUGGAUCUACUUCUUUCUGGUUCUAGGAACUGUCCUGGCAAUUCUGUACUAUAUAUGGCUCGAUCCGAACACGGGGUACGGAGGUGCCUUUAUUGAUGCCUUAUCCUCUCUCUCUAGCAACCACGAGAUUGUCAUGCUGGCCAUUCUAGCUGUUUUUGCUUUGGUUCAUAGUGGUCUCGCCGGUCUGCGUGCGUCAGGAGAGAAGCUUGUGGGUGAAAGAGCAUAUCGAGUGUUUUUCGCAGGAAUUUCAUUGCCCUUGGCAGUCUCUGCUGUGGUAUACUUUAUCAACCAUCGUUACGAUGGUGUUCAACUGUGGCAAGUUCGCACAAUUCCUGGUGUUCACGAGGCAGUGUGGGCACUCUCCUUCAUUUCAUUCUUUUUCCUGUACCCUUCCACUUUCAACCUACUGGAAGUAGCAGCAGUAGACAAACCAAAAGUGCAUAUGUGGGAAACUGGCAUCAUGCGUAUUACUAGACAUCCACAAAUGGUGGGGCAGUUUAUCUGGUGCCUCGCGCACACCCUUUGGAUAGGGAGCUCCUUCACGUUGACGACAUCUUUUGGGUUACUAGCACACCACUUAUUCGGGGUCUGGCAUGGAGAUAGACGCUUGUCAGCAAAAUAUGGUGAAGCCUUCGAGCGAGUGAAGGAGCGGACAAGCAUCAUCCCCUUCGCGGCUAUCUUAGACGGUCGUCAGAAGUUGCCCGAGGAUUAUUACAAGGAGUUUCUUAGGGUGCCAUAUUACGUAAUAGUGGGAUUUACACUAGGUGCAUACUUCUCCCACCCUUUGAUGCAGUUAGGUAGCCACAUCCUUCACUGGUAGUUUGGGGUGCUCAGCUGCACUUGUACACGUAUCAUGCUCUUGUACAUGCUCUGCAAGAUUUUUCCAAUUCAACUGGAAAGCAAUCGGCAUAGACUGGAUUGAUGGCCAUUCUUACACCAAGCGAGGAGUAGGCUCUCUGGAUGGGCGGCUACCCUUGAGCGUAAACUUAAGGUGGAACUUCUUCAUGCUCAAGGUUGAAAAUUGUGAUACAUAGACGCGUUGCAGUUUUCUUCAUGAAAUAGUAACCAUCAUGCAGGGGCUGCAGCAACUAAUAGUCUUCAUGAGUUUUAUCGCAGCAUACUCAAAUCUAUCAUGUUUGGAAUUCUGCAUCCAACGACGCAUGAGAUGAUCGAUUUUCGGUAGUUCGUCAACUGAAGUCCCAAAUAAUCACAUUUUCUAACUGAUAUCACCUGGACCUUGUUGAAUGAAAUCACAUAUAUAAAAUCACAUAUUA
Physcomitrium patens is the source of this 1703-nucleotide messenger RNA. Its product is annotated as 15-cis-zeta-carotene isomerase, chloroplastic. Gene Ontology annotation, cellular component: chloroplast. NCBI's taxonomy places the organism in Eukaryota, Viridiplantae, Streptophyta, Bryopsida, Funariales, Funariaceae. Gene Ontology annotation, biological process: carotene biosynthetic process. Gene Ontology annotation, molecular function: 9,15,9'-tri-cis-zeta-carotene isomerase activity. The record is from RefSeq and is a predicted model, not a curated record.